Molecule: messenger RNA, 945 nt
Organism: Ixodes scapularis (black-legged tick)
Lineage: Eukaryota; Metazoa; Arthropoda; Arachnida; Ixodida; Ixodidae
Exons: 2
Coding region: 1-945 (314 amino acids)
Molecular function (GO): nucleic acid binding; zinc ion binding
Source: RefSeq, a predicted model, not a curated record
AUGGAGCCGGACAACGAACAAGACGAAGAAAAGGAAGGACAAUGGAUAGAGGUCCGCCGCGGGAACAACGCGGGCGUGCGCAAGGUCAGAAUCAAGAACGACAAGCCUAACACGAAGCUGGACAUAGAUCACCGAACUUUCAACCAGACCAUGAAGAAAGCGGGAAUCUCGCUUGAAAACGGAGCAAGAGCAAGGAUUGACCCGAGAACCAACGACUACAUUGUCACCACAAAGAACGAGGUGGAAUAUGGAAGGCUUUGUAACCUGAAGAAGUUUACGAAUGAAAGAGGCGAAAGCACGGAAAUCAAAGUGAUACCAGGCCUCGCAAGCAACCACUCGAGAGGGGUCAUAUACCUGAGAAACCCGGGGAACGAUAUGGAAGCCCUCUGCGAAGAAAUCAUAUGCAAGACGCAUCAGGCCAUUUUAGCGACCAUAAUUGGCAAGAAAAGAACAACAGUCCUAUUAACGUUUGAAGGGAAGGAAUCACCAAAGAAGCUAGCGGUUGGACUUAUCAUUCAAAAGGUCUUCCCAUACACGCCAAGGCCGGUAGUCUGCUACCGUUGCCAUAGAAUCGGCCACAAGGCCGAAACAUGCACAAGCAAGGUAGAAGUAUGUAAGACGUGCGGAAAACCCCACCCAAACGGGCUAGACGCGCCAUGUGGAGGGGACCCCACAUGCGUGAACUGCAAGGGGAGACACCUGGCGCUCAGCAGGGAUUGCCCGAUGAGAGUCCCGCGGAAGGACGGCAAACUCACCUACAUGCAAAACACUGAACAGAAAGGAAAAAGCGCAACUCGCACGGAAACGGCAAAACCAGCGAACAGUGCUGAAAAGAAGACAUACGCAGCUGCAGCAAGAAAGAAACCUGUUGGGGAAAUCAAAGACCCUCUCAUAGCAUUAUUGCGGCAACUCACCAAGCUUCUCUCAGACGAAUAUGGAACCUGA